Molecule: messenger RNA, 3061 nt
Organism: Nycticebus coucang (slow loris)
Lineage: Eukaryota; Metazoa; Chordata; Mammalia; Primates; Lorisidae
Gene: LRP3
Product: LDL receptor related protein 3
Exons: 7
Coding region: 681-2993 (770 amino acids)
Cellular component (GO): plasma membrane
Molecular function (GO): protein binding
Source: RefSeq, a predicted model, not a curated record
UGCAGGAGGGACCAGUACGUGGGACUCGGAGGAGGCCAGGCCAGGCUGAUCCGGCCCCUGGGCGCACUGCCCACCUUGAGCGCCAGGCUCCGGGGCCCGGGGAGCGGGACUGGGCGGGGGCGGCGUGCGCGGAGCUGUCCAGCACAGCCAGGCGGGGCGGGCGCCCCCGGCCCGCCCCAGCCGCCUCCGCCCGCCCUGCCAGCGCCACUGCGGCUCGGCGGGCGCGUCACGUGGCUGGCGCAGCGCGGCCUCCAGGCUCCGGGCGCGGGCGAGGGGCCGGGCGGGAGGACCGACAGACCCACGGACGCACUAGCGGCGGCUAUCUGCCGGUCUGGCUGCGCGCAGCGCGGGGCUGCCGGGGGCGCCGGGGCCGGGUGGGCUGCGUGCUGCGGGCAUGGGCGCGCCGGGGGGCCCCGGGCGCAGGCCGGCCUCGGCGCGGCGCCCGGGGCGCGGGGACAGCGGCGGGUGGGGGUCCUCCCUGGCGACCGCCGCUGAGCCCCCGCGGGGCCCGUGACGCCGCGGCCGAUGUGGCCCCACACGCGCUGCGGGCCUGCACCGCCACCGCACAAAGACGCCGCCGAAGCCGCCGCUCGCACCCGGGCCGCAGCCGCCCCCGGGAGCCCGAGUCCCAGGCCGAGCCCGGGGGCAGGAGGCGGCGCCCGCGGGCGGCUGGCCCCGGCAUGGAGAAGCGGGCGGCCUCGGGGCCUGAGGGGGCGCCGGGCGCCCGGGCGCAGCUCGCCGUCGUCUGCUUGGUGAACAUCUUUCUCACGGGGAGGCUCAGCAGUGCUGUUCCUGCCUUAGCUGCCUGCAGCGGGAAGCUGGAGCAGCACACGGAGCGGCGUGGCGUCAUCUACAGCCCUGCUUGGCCCCUCAACUACCCACCGGGCACCAACUGCAGCUGGUACAUCCAGGGCGACCGUGGGGACAUGAUCACCAUUAGCUUCCGCAACUUUGACGUGGAGGAGUCGCACCAGUGCUCUCUGGACUGGCUCCUGCUGGGCCCCGCAGCUCCGCCCCGCCAGGAGGCCUUCCGCCUCUGCGGCUCUGCCAUCCCGCCCGCCUUCAUCUCGGCCCGCGACCACGUCUGGAUCUUUUUCCACUCAGAUGCCUCCAGCUCCGGCCAGGCCCAGGGCUUCCGUCUCUCCUACAUCCGAGGGAAGCUGGGCCAGGCGACCUGCCAGGCGGACGAGUUCCGCUGUGACAACGGCAAGUGCCUGCCGGGCCCGUGGCAGUGCAACACGGUGGACGAGUGCGGGGACGGCUCCGACGAGGGCAACUGCUCCGCGCCCGCCUCGGAGCCGCCGGGCAGCCUGUGUCCUGGGGGCACCUUCCCGUGCAGCGGGGCGCGCUCCACGCGCUGCCUGCCGGUGGAGCGACGCUGCGACGGCACGCAGGACUGCGGCGACGGCUCCGACGAGGCCGGCUGCCCCGACCUGGCGUGUGGCCGGCGGCUGGGCAGCUUCUACGGCUCAUUCGCCUCCCCCGACCUGUUUGGCGCGGCCCGCGGGCCCUCGGACCUUCACUGCACGUGGCUGGUGGACACGCAGGACCCACGGCGCGUGCUGCUGCAGCUGGAGCUGCGACUGGGCUACGACGACUACGUGCAGGUGUACGAGGGCCUGGGCGAGCGCGGGGACCGGCUGCUGCAGACGCUGUCCUACCGCAGCAACCACCGGCCGGUGAGCCUGGAGGCCGCCCAGGGCCGCCUUACCGUGGCCUACCACGCCCGUGCCCGCAGCGCCGGCCACGGCUUCAAUGCCACCUACCAGGUGAAGGGUUACUGCCUGCCCUGGGAGCAGCCGUGUGGCAGCAGCGGCGAGGGCGAUGGGGGUGACUCAGGGGACCAGGGCUGCUUCUCAGAGCCCCAGCGCUGCGACGGUUGGUGGCACUGUGCCAGCGGCCGAGAUGAGCAGGGCUGCCCAGCCUGCCCGCCCGACCAGUACCCCUGCGAGGGCGGCAGCGGCCUGUGCUACGCACCUGCCGACCGCUGCAACAACCAGAAAAGCUGCCCGGACGGCGCUGAUGAGAAGAACUGUUUUUCUUGUCAACCGGGAACCUUCCACUGCGGCACCAACCUGUGCAUCUUUGAGACGUGGCGCUGCGACGGCCAGGAGGACUGUCAGGACGGCAGCGACGAGCGCGGCUGCCUGGCAGCGGUGCCCCGCAAGGUCAUCACCGCGGCGCUCAUCGGCAGCCUGGUGUGCGGCCUGCUGCUGGUCAUUGCCCUGGGCUGCGCCUUCAAGCUGUACUCGCUCCGCACGCAGGAGUACAGGGCCUUUGAGACCCAGAUGACGCGCCUGGAGGCGGAGUUUGUGCGGCGGGAGGCUCCGCCCUCCUACGGUCAGCUCAUUGCCCAGGGCCUCAUUCCGCCGGUGGAGGACUUUCCUGUCUACAGUGCGUCCCAGGCCUCGGUGCUGCAGAGUCUCCGCACAGCCAUGCGGCGGCAGAUGCGCCGGCACACCUCCCGCAGGGGGCCCUCCCGCCGCCGACUCGGCCGCCUCUGGAACCGGCUCUUCCACCGGCCGCGGGCUCCUCGAGGCCAGAUCCCGCUGCUGACUGCGGGGCGCACUUCACAAACGGUGCUGGGCGAUGGGCUUCUCCAGCCCGCACCAGGGGCUGCCCCGGAUCCCUCCGCACCCCUGACAGACACGGGGAGCCCCAGGGCAGCCAGGGACGGACCCUCUAGUGCCCCCAACCAUGCAGCAGAGGUGGGACCUUUGGCACCACGCCCACCCUCAGGUCCACGAGACCCGGAGUGCAGGCCUGCGGACAAGGACACAAAAGCCGGCAGGGACGCUCUGGUGGACAGCCCAGCCCCUGUGGACACAUCUUGGGAGCCCUGCUCCGCCCAGGACUCCCACGCCCAGUCCCCCACUGCCAGCAGCACCCUAGGCCCCCACUCACCAGAGCCACUGGGGGUCUGCAGGAGCCCCCCACCACCCUGCUCCCCGAUGUUGGAGGCCAGUGACGACGAGGCCCUGCUGGUCUGUUGACCCGCCGGGCUCGCUGGUGACCCGCCCACAGCCCCGCUUUGUAACCAGGGAAUACACAGUUGUUUGUA